AUGGAAAGCAAUAUGACAUUUAUCACAGAGUUCACGCUAUCAGGAUUUCCCCUUGACCCAAAGGUUCAAGCAUUUCUCUUUGGCCUCUUCUCUCUAUUCUACGCCUUCACCCUGCUGGGGAACGGGGUCAUCCUGGGGCUCAUCUCCCUGGACUCCAGACUACACACCCCCAUGUACUUCUUCCUGUCCCACCUGGCCAUCGUGGACAUCGCCUACGCCUGCAACACGGUGCCCCAGAUGCUGGUCAACCUCCUGGAUCCAGCCAAGCCCAUCUCCUUUGCCGGCUGCGUCACGCAGACUUUUCUCUUUCUAACAUUUGCAGUCACAGAAUGUCUUCUUCUGGUGGUGAUGUCCUAUGAUCGGUACGUAGCCAUCUGCCACCCCCUCCGCUACUCUGUCAUCAUGAGCUGGAGAGUGUGUAACAUCCUGGCGGUGGCCUCCUGGACCUUUGGAGUCCUUUUAUCCAUGGUUCAUCUAGUGUUACUGCUCCCCUUACCCUUCUGUAAAGCUCAGAAAAUCAAUCACUUUUUCUGUGAAAUUAUGGCUGUCCUCAAACUUGCCUGUGCAGACACGCACAUCAAUGAGAUUAUGGUGUUGGCUGGAGCAACGUCCGUGCUGGUGGGACCCUUUUCCUUCAUUGUAAUCUCAUAUACCUGCAUCCUCUGUGCCAUCCUUAGGAUACAGUCAGGCGAAGGUCAAAGAAAAGCCUUCUCCACCUGCUCCUCCCACCUCUGUGUGGUCGGACUCUUUUAUGGGACUGCCAUUAUCAUGUAUGUUGGGCCCAGAUAUGGGAACCCAAAAGAGCAAAAGAAAUAUCUACUCUUGUUCCACAGUCUUUUUAAUCCCAUGCUCAAUCCUCUGAUCUACAGUCUUAGGAACUCAGAAGUGAAGAAUGCCUUGAAGCGUGUUCUGGGGAGAGAGGGUGCUUUAUGA
Messenger RNA from Sorex fumeus (smoky shrew), 933 nucleotides. Its product is annotated as olfactory receptor 13. The record is from RefSeq and is a predicted model, not a curated record. Gene Ontology annotation, biological process: G protein-coupled receptor signaling pathway. Gene Ontology annotation, molecular function: G protein-coupled receptor activity; olfactory receptor activity. The transcript is spliced from 2 exons. Gene Ontology annotation, cellular component: membrane. The coding region runs from base 1 to 933 and encodes 310 amino acids. Lineage: Eukaryota; Metazoa; Chordata; Mammalia; Eulipotyphla; Soricidae.